AUGGCGACUCGUCCACCAAGGCUUUCCUAUUUCUGUCAUUCAUGUGGUCAUCGAGGAACCAGUGCGGUAUGCCGAUACUGUGGAGGAAUGGACAAGACUACGGUCACUGACAUACCUCCUACGAUGGACUAUGACUACGUUGAUGAUGAUGACGAGGAAGAGGAAGAAGACGAUGAUGACCUUGAGGACUUCAUGGGCUCACCGCAAGGCAGUAGGCCCCUCAUGGUCGAGAGUGUCACAGUUAUGCCUGCACCGAGUGGUCGAUUUGUGAUGGCCCCGAACAUCAUUGAGGAGGAGCCAGGCUCGGAUGGAGACGAUAUCCCCUCGGUCCAUGCUGGUAGGAGGUCAGGCAGCGUCAAAGGGAGCGGCAAGGCAGUGUGCUCGGCGAUGUUGGAAUCACUAGAGAGGGAGCGGGUCCAUAUCUCACCAGCUGACUAUGAAGUACUUCGGGAAGAUCUGGCUAUGGACGGCGGUCGCUACUGUGCAAUAUGCGCUGAUGAGGAUGAUGACCCAGAUCCCUUCACUGACCUGCCUUGCGGUCAUGAGUUCCAUCUGGACUGUGUGAAGCUGUGGUUGACGAACAAUGCUUGCUGUCCAUUGUGUCGCUUUGAACUGCCUCAGACAGAUGUUGACUAUUACCGCAUGGUUGGAGACGACCUCAUGGUUCGUCUUCUGGAGCAGCAGCAGCAUCACUACGAGAUCAGGGAGGAGUCCAAGAGGCGGCAACACGCUCGAAAGGUCCACUUAGCACUACUACGAGGCUGUCCUCUGCACGUGGGACUGAACUGA
Perkinsus marinus ATCC 50983 is the source of this 789-nucleotide messenger RNA. RefSeq names its product RING finger protein, putative. The transcript is spliced from 7 exons. The record is from RefSeq and is a predicted model, not a curated record. NCBI's taxonomy places the organism in Eukaryota, Perkinsozoa, Perkinsida, Perkinsidae. Bases 1 to 789 code for a protein of 262 amino acids.